AUGAACAACUACGCGAGCAGCGCCAUGAACGAAUACAAUGCGUCAGUGCGGCCAGGGUCAACGAGACCAGGCACGCGAUUUGCAGCCCCCAUUCGGAAUCCAGAGCACGCAGAGCCUUGGGAUCAGAUAAGCGACGAACAUCGGAACGAGAUCAACGAUUGCUUCCACCUCUUCGACAUGAACAAAGACGAACAGCUCGACUUCAGCGAAUUCCGGUACGCGCUACAAGCCCUCGGCUUCUCCAACCUCUCGCGGCCCGAUCUCAUCGCGUCAUUUAAGUCGGCCGCACGACCGCGUCCAGGCUGGACACCUCUGCCAUCCCUCCCGAACCAGCCGCCGCCGCAAACCACGCCAGGCGUAGUCGACUUGCGGCUAUCGCGCGAGGGCUUUCAAUCAGUCGCGGCGCGGUACGUAGCAGCACGCGACCCGCGCGAGGAGCUGCUCAAGACGUUUGCGCUAUUCGACCGCGGCGGCAAGGGCGUUAUCACCGUCGACGACCUGCGCAGUGUCGUCAAAGAACUCGGCGAAGACGUGCCUGACAACGAGCUGCACAGCAUGAUCGAGCAGUUCGACGUCGAGGGCAAGGGCGGCGUCAGCCGCGAGGAGUUUCUAGGUAUCUUCCUCGACAGAGACGACAAGAUACCCAGAACUGGGAAUCUAGCAGAAGUCGCAUCAUCAGGCGAGAGUUGGCUCCGAGUAUCUAUCUCUCCAAGCACCACACGCCGCCCAUCUAGCGCGUGUCUGGAAACCGCAGGACGGAGCAAGAGGACCCAAGCGGCAAGCCAAGAGGUAGCCGAGACAGCCGGCCGGGAUGCAACAACAGACAAGAAGAUAGGAGAAUGGGCGGGCCCGCUCGACAGACGAACAAAGGGGGGCGUGCUACGGAAGAAGAAGACGCGACGUAGAAAGAAGCUGGAGGGAGAUAGAAGCAAACUUACAAGAUACCCGGAUACCCACACUGCAUUACAUUACGUUACGUUCUAA
Daldinia vernicosa is the source of this 984-nucleotide messenger RNA. RefSeq lists its product as uncharacterized. Gene Ontology annotation, cellular component: mitotic spindle pole body; half bridge of spindle pole body. Gene Ontology annotation, molecular function: microtubule binding; calcium ion binding. Bases 1 to 984 code for a protein of 327 amino acids. Gene Ontology annotation, biological process: spindle pole body duplication. The record is from RefSeq and is a predicted model, not a curated record. The transcript is spliced from 3 exons. Lineage: Eukaryota; Fungi; Ascomycota; Sordariomycetes; Xylariales; Hypoxylaceae.